Molecule: messenger RNA, 1108 nt
Organism: Cyprinodon variegatus (sheepshead minnow)
Lineage: Eukaryota; Metazoa; Chordata; Actinopteri; Cyprinodontiformes; Cyprinodontidae
Exons: 5
Coding region: 104-811 (235 amino acids)
Source: RefSeq, a predicted model, not a curated record
CCCUAAAUAUGGACCAGGGGUUUUAGCCUCAAGACUGGAGAUAACGUAUUUAGAGAAAGUCAGUAAUCUCACAAUUUUGAGGACCACUGAAGAAGAUGAGGGAAUGUAUCACUGUGCAGUCCUUGAUUGGACUGAGAAUACGUGGAGUGGAACCUAUUUGUCACUGAGAGGAAAUAUCAAGAAAACAAUAAACUACACAAUUGUGCAGAGAUCAAGAACCGCAAAUACAGUAAAUGUGGAAGAAACUGAAACUCUGGAGUGUUCAAUUCUGUCUGGCUCUCAGACCAAGACUUGUCCAGGAGAGCUCCAGGUGUUCUGGUUUAGAGCCAGAUCAAGUAAUUCUUACCCAGAAAUUGUAUUCACCAGUGGAGUCCCUCAGGAUGUUUGUAUGAAGAAACAUGAUAGAAAAUGUGUUUAUAGCUUCUCUAAGAAUGUCAGUAUCUCUGAGACUGGGACAUACUACUGUGCCCUAGCCACAUGUGGAGAAAUAUUAUUUGGUGAUGGGACUACUCUUGGAGUUGAUCAAUCUUUAAACUCUUCAUUUAUCACACUGGUGACUCUAAAAAUUUGCUUGAUUAUUUCUGUUAUUUUACAUAUUACAAUUGCAUGCUACCUAUCCAUUAAAAAAGCCAAGAAACAGAUUAAAGGCAAAAAAUCAAGCCACGGACAUGAUGUUGGCCAAAAGGAAGACCAUAUUGAUGAAGAUAGAAAUGACCUGGACUACGCAGCACUGCAGUUUCCAGGAAGCAAAGCAACCAUUAGAUGUAUUAAGAAAAAUAUGGAUGAAAGUGUUUAUUCACAAGUAAAAUGAUAUCCUAUUUCUUUAUGUAUUUAGUUUAAUCUUUGGUUUGCGUUUUCAUAAGUACAUUUUGAGCUAAUUUAACCCUUUGUUAUGGAGCAAUUUUAUCUUAAAAAAAAGGAACGUUUAUGUUUUUACUUACUUUUUAUGAUAGUUUAAAAGUACCUGUUUGUACUUAUGUUAUAACAAUGCUGAAAUUAACUAUUUUAUUCAGUGAAUAGAAGUCUACAGAGCAACAUAUGUUAAGCAAAACUCAGCAGACAUAGUGGCUCACAAGCAUUAGUGCAGUUUUGCUUUUUUCAUGCUUGU